Hylaeus anthracinus is the source of this 3550-nucleotide messenger RNA. RefSeq names its product A-kinase anchor protein 200 (gene Akap200). The record is from RefSeq and is a predicted model, not a curated record. Lineage: Eukaryota; Metazoa; Arthropoda; Insecta; Hymenoptera; Colletidae. Bases 667 to 1782 code for a protein of 371 amino acids. The transcript is spliced from 9 exons.
ACUGUCGGCUAGUGCAGAACACAGUGGUGAAACGAAAAGCCGCGUUCGGUUGCUCGGUGGAACACGGGGACUCGCGGAACACGUAGUCACGCGAACGCGACUCGAAGGAAAUACGCGAGAGAGAAAGAGAAAAGAGUACGACGUUGUGUUCUCGAAACGAUAUUUUCGUCAGUUUUUGUGCGCGCGAUACAUCGGCUACCCCACGCCUCAACUUUCUCGGAACAAAGAGGGAGGCGGUACGCAGCCAAAACUCCCGACACGGCGGGAACAAAGGAACAGCCUCCUCGGGAGUCGUUGAAACGUGAAACGAUCGAUCGUUUGGCUUGAACGUUGUCCGGGUAUUCGCGAUUAUCGUAUUCUGUGCCUGCGGAUCGAUCGUUCCGCGCCUCUUACGAGGACGCCACGCACCGUGCUACACACCCGCCGCCACCAUCGUCGCGUCUCCUCCCUCUCCUCUUGGAAUAAUAUAUCCAGUGAGUUUCUUGUGACGAACCACGCCGGGGGACGCUCUUCGAGGGAAAAUUUCGCCUCGUCGCGCCACUCGGGACGCUCUCGACCAUCGAGGUCAGUUUUGUUGGGCACGCGGCAUUCAAAUAGAGCAUUCGGAAAUCUCGAGAACGGAAGACAGGUGAAAUAGAGAAAGGAUAGAGAGGUAAACGGAGCAAGAUGGGUGCGAAACAAAGUAGAAGGUCCGUGGACAUAACGACUACUCCUAAGAAGGAAGGGAUACCGGCCGACGGAGGUGUUGUUCUCGGUGAUGCGGCUGCACCUGGCGAUGGCAAGCUGGAGAGGAUCGAGGAGAACGACGCAAAGCCCACCACUAACGGCAUAGCGCCGCACACGGACGCGACCGAGGAUAAAGACAAGGAUAAGGAUGAUGCUACGGAAAAGGAAAAGGAGAAGCAAGAAGAAGUAAAGGCUGAAGAUGCGAAGCAAUUAUCAGCCGAAGAAUCCGCUGCGGAAACGGCGGAGGUCACGACACCCACGGAAGCUACACCUGCUAGUCCCAACGCUGCCACUUCCCCAGACGUCAAGGAAACCAAAAAGAAGGACAAGGUGAAGAAAAAGUGGUCCUUCAGGUCGAUCAGCUUCAGCAAGAAGGAUAAGAGCAAACCUGCCCGCGAAGAGGCUCCCAAAAAUGGGGAUGUCACCAAGGAGGAACCACUCGCAGAGGGUGGAGAGGAAGCUGAGAACGUAUCGGCAACGGCAGCUAGCCCAGUCGAGGAGAAGUCGGUAGCAAGUAGUCCAUCCGCGGAGAACGAAUCGGUGUCGGUGUCAGCGACGGCAACGGCAACACCGACGGCAACACCAACAGCAACAGCAACAACGACGACAACAGCGACGACACCUUCCACCGAGACGAAGGAAGAUGGCCCGACAGUGGACGCUGGUAGCCCUGCCGACGAAAAGCAGGAGGAACCCACUCCCUCUGCCCCCACUCCCGUCCCUGUUGAGGAAAAGAAAGAGGAAGUCGAAAAAGUCGAGGCCGAGAAAAAAGUAGUCGAGAGCAUCGUGGAACCCGAAGCACCGGUAGAAAAUAACGUAGUUCGCGACAACACGAUGGAAAGUUCCGAAGAAACCAAGAUUACACCCGCAGCCAUCCCGACCGAAGUUCCCGCCUCUCCACCUUCUGCACCUGCCAUUACGGAAGAUGUUGCCUCCGUAGCUAAGGCUAUCGAAGAGAUCGACAUAAGCGAUAAGGCUGUCGCGGCGGCAACCAUCGAGUGUAAUACGAACGCAAUUAUCGCGGACGCUCAUUACCAAAACAACAUAAACGAAUAAACGCCACUAACCGAAUUGUAUUUUGGGAAGAAGAAAGUUUUUUUCUCUCGUUAAAACCAAAAAAAUAUAUUAUAUAGAUAUGUAUAUUUGGACCAUUCCUGCAACUAAACAGAAAAUAACGUUCUUUCGUUACGAGCAACAACAAAAAAAAAAAGAGGAAAAUGGAAAAUAAAGAAAUGGAACGACGACGAUGUUACCGCGACAUUGCGUGAGCAUUAUAGACUUUAUCGUAGGCCUAUUAAUAAUUAUUAGGUGGCAUUUGAUGGCAGGGCGAACAAGAAUGUUCACGAAAGGCUACGGUCGUAUUCAUCGGGGAGAAAACGAAGUUACGAGGUUGAGUCGAGUAAAACGAUUGAUUUCGAAAACGUGUCGUCUUUUGCAGAUGGUUGGUACACCUCAAAGCUGCUGGUUUACGCUGUUUCUUUUUCUCUCUCCAAAACUAGUAUCGUAAACGAUCAAUUUUCUACAUCCGUCUAUAUCGCUCACUCGCGGUUUAAAUAACGCCGUGACCGGCCGUGCUGUAUACAAUUUGAAAGAAACAAGAAAAACCUCAUUGUUAUUAAAUUAAGUCAAAUUACGCAACCAUCGUGCAGCGGACAAACGACAAAGUAAGAUGAAUAUCCUAAGAGCAGACGAUCAAGAGGAUCAUCGUUUGUCGCGUUCUCUAUGGGAAAAUAUUGAUUGAAUCGCGCGCGACCACUCGUAACUAUUACACAAUUACUACAUCGAAAGAGUGCGAAGAAAAAGAAAAAGAUUCGUAAGCUAAGGGAUCGAGAUGCGCGAGUGCCGUCGUUCGAAUACAUUUGAGAGAAAGAGGGGGAGAGAGAGAGAGAGUGUAUGUGUGUGUGUAUGUGUGUGCGCGCGCUUGAGAAAGAGAGAAGAAAGGAUCGAACUAAAUGAUGUCGAAAAUUUGGAAUGAUAUCUUCGUCGGAUCGUCAACUCAAAAUGAAACAAGCUGGGAGAAAAGAGAGAGUGGAAAAACACGUCGAGGCUCGCACGAGUAACGAAACACUCGAAUAAGGUAAAGUCGAUUAGUUUAUUCAUAUUUCUUUCGCGGUCCUUAUUUUUCUUUGUAAUUAUACAAUCGAGAAAUUUUAUGUUGUAACGGGGAACUGCACACAGUUGUACGUGUAUGACUUUGGUACGCGCUAGUACAUGAUACGCGCAAACACACGUAACCAAGGGGAAUAAUUACACGCGAAUAUACGUACAGAGAGGAGUAAAGAAAACGAAAAAGAAAAAGGAAACAUACAAUAAGUCGAGACAACAGUGUAAGUGAGAUAUAUAAUCUAGACAUAGAGAAAGCAUUUGUGUAAAUUCGGCGUUCGUUCGAAAUGCUACUUCUCCAUACGAGGAAGCCUAUUCAUAAUUUUAUAAUAAUCAUCAUUAUAAAAUAUCGCCUAAUUACAAUUACGAAACAUGCACAAUUUACAACUCGAAAAGAAUUCGUUCGUAACGGAUCACCGGGAGUAAAAUAAUUAACUACGGAAGCUUUUUUUAUCAAGAACGUAGCGUAGAUCGUAAAGUUUAACGAAAACGCGCAUUAUAUCAUAUGUGUAAAUGCUCCAAAAUCUCCGAAUAUCUCUAAGCGUUAUAAUGGAGCGAGCGUUCACCAUGCCCGCGACCGGCAUUGAUUUUUAAACGAUAUAUUAUUAUUAUUAUUAUUAUUAUUAUUAUUAUUAACGAGUAAGGAGAAGGAGGUAAAAUUAAAAGUUGUAUAGUAAACCUUUCAUUAAAUAUAUUGUCCGUAAUGAUCUUUACAACGAAA